CUCCAUCACCGCCACAACGCGCAGGUAAUCAACUUGCUGAAUUUGCAGAGACAGUGAACAUCCCAUUUAGUUUCAAGAUAGUUAUGAUAGAAGACAUGCUGGAUUUCAACGUAAACCUCCUUGAACUCAAUGAUGAUGAACAAGUGGCUGUCUACUCACCUUUCCGAUUAUCAUAUUUGAUAGUAAGAUCAAAUCGUCUGGAGCAUCUCAUGCGAGAGAUUCGGAAAAUCAAUCCUUGUAUAACACUCAUCUCUGAAGUUGAAGCAAACCACACUUCACCAGCUUUUGUGAAUCGUUUCAUCGAAGCCCUUUUCUUCUAUGGUGCACUUUUUGACAGUAUGUCAGAUCAGUUAGCUGAUAGUGAGGUUAAUAAAAAGUUUGCGGAGUCUGUUUUCUAUGGUGAACCUAUCCGUAAUAUUGUGGCUGCUGAAGGAGAGGAGAGAACAGUUCGGCAUGUUGGCAUUGAUGUUUGGAGGGCUUUUUUUGCUCGGUUUGGGAUGCUGGAAGUUGAACUGAGUGACGCGUGUUUGAACGAAGCAAAGCUGUUGAUAAACAACUUUGAUUGUGCGAAUUCUUGUAUGCUACGAGUUGAUGGCAAAUGUUUUCUAGUUGGAUGGAAAGGCGUACCGAUCUUUUCUGUUUCUGCUUGGAAGUUUGUAAGGUAGCUCAACGCAAACAAAGAUAUUUCUGGUGUUAUUGUUUUCUUAAUGUAACAAGGCUUAUCAGUUUAAUAGUUUAUGAAUCAAAA
Molecule: messenger RNA, 748 nt
Organism: Erigeron canadensis
Lineage: Eukaryota; Viridiplantae; Streptophyta; Magnoliopsida; Asterales; Asteraceae
Product: DELLA protein GAI1-like
Exons: 2
Coding region: 84-665 (193 amino acids)
Biological process (GO): regulation of DNA-templated transcription
Cellular component (GO): nucleus
Molecular function (GO): DNA-binding transcription factor activity; sequence-specific DNA binding
Source: RefSeq, a predicted model, not a curated record